AUUAUAUACAUAUAUAUAUAUAUAUAUGUACAAAGAAAGGUGAAACAUUCAACAAAUUCUGUUUUCUCAAAAAAAAAGAAAAUAUAUAUAUAUAUAUAUUUAUUCCGAAAUAUUCUGUGCUUUAUUGUUUUACGGUCGACAGAUCCAAUGGCCGGGAAAGGGUGGAGAAAAUUUGUGUUGGUGUUUUUUCGGUCGGUCGAGAUGAUAUGUUAAGACAGUCGAGACCGACAUCCAAACUUCACCUUGACACCAUAGUUUCUUCACAUCAAGUGAGUCCCUUCUUCAGAAUAUUUUCGCACCUGUCUCCAAUGAACCGUAUCUGUAUUCCUAGAGUCACAUAUUUUGACAAACUUUACCUGAAACUCCAGCACUUAUUCUGAAGAAUCUGCACUGAUGUCUAACAGCCUAAUUUUGAACUUUCUUCCCUAAAAUUAUUUUAGAGCCAUUUUGACAUCAGAGACCUUUUCCAGAAGAUUUACUUUCUUCUUCUAUCUCCGAAGUUAUAUUUCCAGAAAUUUCACUGCCCUAAUUUUGAAGAGCAUUCUUUAAAAUUCCAGUGACCCCGCAAGAAAGAGGACCUUUCUGUAAUAUUUAUAACUUUAUCUUCUACAAUUUUCUCUAAUAUUCUUUAAUCUUGAUGCUUAAGAACAUUCACCGAAAUUCUAAUAUAUUUAAUCAUUCUACCCAAAAAAAAAAACUGGAUCUCCUCAAGUGGUCCUUAACCAAGAAAUAUUUUCUGCUGACAAAGUCUAAAUCAUUGGAAGACUUCCGCCAAACUGGGUGGCGUUUGAAACAAACUAAGCCACCUUCUCAUGAAACAUAAGAUUCCUUUGCUCUGGUGCUUAACUCUGGUUUCUGUGGUAUCAAGUAGAUGAGAGAUAAAUCUCCCCCUGGACGUAAUAAUAUUGCUAUGUGGAAUUUCCCGAGAAAUAUCAAGUAGUUAACCGUCAUUUAGUUGAAGUGGGACACAUCAACAACAACGACAUUUUCAGUGGUAUUUCCUCAGAAAAUAUCUUGUUGCUUAUCUUCCUGCUGGUGAAGGAAGACACGACAACCACAACAGGAACAACAACAUUUGCAGUGGAAAUUCUCCACAAAUGCCUCGUUGCUGGUCUUCAUGUAAAAAAAGCAACACAGACAUAAUAACAUCACCUGCUUUGUGAUAGGAAGGGGCCAACUGUCCCAGAUCGAACAGUCCCCCUCUCCAAUACAUCUUCUUCUCUUCACCAGAACUUUUUUUUGCUCACCAUUUACACAAAUGUCACACAAGGACUACAUCAAUCACCAAAUGUGAUUUCAAUUUAUAGAAAAUUAAUUAUAAUUUCUUCAUAAUUUGGAAUCAUUUUCCUAGAAAUUUAUUUCUUGUUUAUUUUAAAAUUCAACAAUUCUUCCAUCAUACCAAGACGAAAGACUAAAAACUAAAGACUAUGUCCGUCAAGUUUGUAUCAUGUAACAAAAUUUGUGUUGAGGAAUAGACAACCUGCUGCCACACACACACACAUACACAUACACACAGGCUUACACCUGCAUUCAUACAAUAUGUAAACGAUUUUACCAGUCCUUCUUCCCUGGAGCUGUGUCUCCCUCUGGAACUCACUCUUGGCCCAUGUAUUGUCCCUACCAAACUACAACAGUUUAAAUGGAAGAUUAAACCUCACCCCCACCCCAGUCUAGAAGAGGACUGUUAAAACCAUUGCUAUGGUCACUGGCUCUCCUCACACUAAUUAAAAACAACACACACACACACACAAAGAGGCUCAUACAUACAUACACAUACACACACAUAUACAUACAUGCAUAUAGAUAUACAUAGAUUUAUACACAUAAACACACACAGUCUACUGGUUGUAUUAAAGUUACAUUAGUACGUCAGUGCAAAUGUAUACAUACAUGUACACAAAUCUGAACAUAUAAUUUAUAUGUCCCUGCAGUUAUAUACAUACAUACAUACAUACAUAUAUACAUACAUAUAUACAUACAUACAUACAUAUAUAUACAUCUGGUUAUAUAUCAGCACAUAUAAAUAUUGCACACGCUUGAACCACUUUCCAUAUAGCGUGCACAGACACAAACACACUCAUAGCCAGACGACACAUACACUUAAGGAACACACACAUACACACACACAUAUACAGAGUCCAUUCACUAAAUAUAUACAAAUAGAAACACACACGGUAUAGUCACACAGACACAGUCACAAAGUAUCACACACACACACACACACACACAUUGUCAAAUCCACAACAACAGUUUCACUCUGAUUGCUCAAUAUAUCUAUCGUCUUAAACAAGUAUCUCAACCAACAAAAAUGCUGUCAGCAGAAGGAAGCCAUCUGAUAAUUAACCAAAAGUCAUAACUGUUUCUGUGAUAAUUACUACAUCAGUUUCUAAUAACAAUCUAAUUAACAAUGUGUAAUUAAUUAUGUCUAAUCUAUCUAACCAAAUGUAUCCAUUCAAUAACCAAUACGGAUUAGAUUUACAUAAUCCUCCUGGAUUAUUCUACGGAGGUGAAGACUCUUUGAAGCUGAACCAGCAUGAGAAUGGAUCAAAUGCGGAACAGGGCCAGCGCCACACUGGCGGGAAGUCUUGUAGGUGUAAUUUCUGCCAAAAGGGCUAUCCCCAUACGAUGUCGGCCAAUCCGAGGAUGUCGUCUGAUGGCAACAGCGGAGCCAGCAGCAGCAACAACAGCAAUGACAACAACAGCAACAUGUUGGAUUCUAUACAACAACAACAACAGCAGCAGCAGCAACCUCAUGGCAUGAAUCCGCUUCUCAAUUCCAGCUCAACUCAUUCUUUGCAGUCUCCACCUCACUCUGACAGCGCAAUUAUGAACGGAAGUGAUAAUGGAGACGAUGCUGGCAAUGUGUCGAGUUUGAAAUCAACCCCACAUUCAAACCCGACCCGAACUCCUCCCGUCUCUUCUUCCAACAGCGUUAUCCCGCCCCUCCUAAUCCCCAAUGUCCCCACUUCUUCGAGCAACUCUGCAAAAUGCUUCUUCUGCACUUUCUGCAAGAAGGCCUUUGCUCAGCAAAUCCACUUGAAAAACCACGAACUUACCCACACAGCAGGGGGCGAGUAUCAACAGAAACCUUACACGUGUGAGAUCUGUAACAAGAGCUUCAACCUGCAAAUUAAUUUGAAGAAUCACCAGAGAAUACAUUCAGGGGAGAAACCCUUCACCUGUGUCGAGUGUGGGAAAGCCUUCAGCCAGCAAGGGAAUCUGAAGAUACACAUGAGAACACACACUGGCGAAAAGCCUUAUCAAUGCGAAUUAUGCCCGAAGGCAUUCAGCCAACGAACCAACUUGGAGAACCAUUGUCGUAUACAUACAGGUGACCUCUUUAGUUGCAUGACGUGUUCGAAGACUUUCACGUUGCAAAUUAACUUACGCAAUCAUGAACGCAUCCAUACAGGUGAGAAACCGUACUUGUGUGGGUUUUGCCCCAAAGCGUUCAGUCAGCAAACGGCACUGAAGAAUCACCACCGGACACACACCGGGGAAAAGCCUUACACAUGCUUAACAUGUGGCAAAGCUUUUAGUCAGCAAGGAAACUUGAAACUCCACAUGAGGAAUCAUACUGGAGAGCGACCGUUUGUGUGUCAGACAUGUGGCAAAGCGUUCAGUCAACGGGUCAACUUGGAGGACCAUAAACGCCUGCACACCGGAGACAUGUUCUACUGUCAAUUCUGUAAGAAGGCCUUUGCCAAUGCUUUCUUCCUCCGCAACCACGAACGUAUUCACACCGGUGAGAAGCCAUUCAAGUGUUCGUUUUGUCCCAAAGCGUUCAGUUUGCAGAUAAACAUGAAGAAUCACAUGAGAACGCAUACUGGAGAGAAGCCGUUUAGGUGUUUAACUUGUGGGAAGUCCUUCAGUCAGCAGGGCAACCUGAAGUUGCACAUGCGAACACACACAGGCGAGAAACCCUAUCAAUGUGAACUCUGUCCGAAGACGUUCAGUCAGAAGACGAACCUGGAUAACCAUAGGCGUAUUCAUAACGGGAACAUGUUUAAGUGUUCGAUGUGUUCAAAGGCAUUUACUCUUCAAAUCAGUUUGCAGAAUCACGAACGCAUUCAUACUGGGGAGAAACCUUAUUAUUGCACUGUGUGUAACAAAACAUUUGCACAGCGUGGAAAUCUGAAAACUCACUUUCGCAUACACACGGGGGAGAAACCUUUUCAAUGUGACGUGUGUGGGAAAAGCUUCUCACAGAGGGCCAAUCUAAACAAUCACAAACGCACUCGCACUGGUUGUGAACUCUAUUCAAAGCCAUCGGCCACUGCUGGAUCGUCGGCCCUGACCACCUCUAAGGAAUCUAACAUAGGGAAAGACUAUACGUCCCCGCAAAUCGCUGACAGGUCGGGGUCAGAGAUGUCCUCUUCGAACCUGUCUCCUCCAUCGUUCCCUUGCAACACACGCAGGAGCCCACCGCCUAAGACUAACAACCCUUCUUUGAAAUCCAGAGAUCCAUCACACACUGAGGGUAGCAGCACAAGCCACCCGGAUGCUCCCAGUCAGACCCACAUGAGGAGCCACAGCCACAGCAACAUGGCCAGCAUCCUCCCCAGCCACCCGACCUCCCAGCCACAAAACCUUCAUCACAUGAACCCUAGAGACUCCAAGAAUCACAGUGUCCGACUCCAGGCCCCGUCGGUCACACCCAGCUGGAUGGCACCGGCCUACCUCCACGAGAUACCCCCCAACUGGGAGAACAAUUACUUGUGGUCGCGCAGCUUCCCCAUCCCCCCUAUUUUGGGCACUGGCUGGCCCAACAUGUCCAGUAUCCCCAACAUACCCAACACCGUGUCGAACGGACACAAGCAACAGCACCACCCUAUCUCUAAUCACCCGCACUCUAUUUCCUCCUCACUCCAUUCCAAUCGAAAAACAUAAGAGACCCCUUUCUCUAGAUUUCUAAUAUUGAAUCCUGAAUCAAUUGACAAUGUCACCUUUGACCCUUGGGGUCAGAAAAUGUUAUGACUGUAACAUACACACACACACACACAUAUCGCAUCAGUUAACACACCAAAGUUGCAAUGGUAACCCACUGGUUACUGUAUCAAAGUUACCAUGGUAACAGACCAGUUAUCAUGUUAAGACCAGUUACUAUGGUAACACACCAGUUACUGCACCAAAGUUCCUAUGGUAACACUAUUUACUGCACCAAAGUUACUAUGGUAACAUACCAAUUACUGUACCAAAGUUACUAUGGUAACACACCAGUUCCCAUAGAAACACAAGCUUCGUUUUCUCAACCGUUUUAGUAUAAACCUUCUUCACUUUAUAUUUGUCCCCUAACAUCAUUAAGAUGUCUUUGUCAUGGAAGCCCCUAACCCAGCUUUAGUUGCCCACCUUCUGUGAGUGGCCAUGUUAUUAGGGCACACACAGGCUUCCCACUUGUUAUCUUCCCCACACUGUGAUGUCAACCAUUAUAUUUUUAGGGCACACACACCCCCCCCGAUGAUCUAGGUUGUCCUCAACGCGAGUUGAACCCGGAACAUUAUUAUUACACGAUGAAAUGAUGUACAUUUGAGGAGGAGGAGGAGGAGAAGGAGGUGAAGGUGGAGGAGGGAUGGUAUGAGUGUUUGUGUAGACGGUCUGUUUUUUUUUUUGUUUGUUUGUUUGUUUUCUUUUUCUUCUCCCUAAAGUGGACAGAGGAAUGCAAAAGGUCCUGCCCAGAGUUGUUACCUGGUGGUGGUGGAGAUGGUGGUGGUGGUGGUGGAUUUCCACGAGUGGUCGGAGAAGAUGAGGUAUUUUCAAAGAUCCCAUAUAUAUAUGUGUGUAUACAUAUAUAUAUAUAUAUAUAUGCACAUAUACAUACAUAUAUACAUGCAUAUACACACACACAUGCU
This is a messenger RNA of Octopus sinensis (East Asian common octopus), 5849 nucleotides long. RefSeq names its product oocyte zinc finger protein XlCOF6-like. Gene Ontology annotation, biological process: regulation of transcription by RNA polymerase II. Gene Ontology annotation, molecular function: RNA polymerase II cis-regulatory region sequence-specific DNA binding; DNA-binding transcription activator activity, RNA polymerase II-specific. The transcript is spliced from 2 exons. Lineage: Eukaryota; Metazoa; Mollusca; Cephalopoda; Octopoda; Octopodidae. Bases 2422 to 4890 code for a protein of 822 amino acids. Gene Ontology annotation, cellular component: nucleus. The record is from RefSeq and is a predicted model, not a curated record.